AUGCGGUGUAAGGUCGAAAGUUGUCAAGGGCUAAAGAAAUUUAAAUUUCCGAAAAAUGAAGAUCUGAGAAAGAAGUGGCUAAAUGCUAUUCGAAGGCCAAAUCUGAAAGUAAAGCCAAAUGAUGGGUUAUGUCAAAAACACUUUGCUCCGACAGAUAUGUACACAGAAAGUAUAUCAGGAGGAUAUGAGAUGGAUCAAGUUCGUUUGAAACCCAAAACAAUUCCAACUAUAUUUUCUUUCAAUGAAAUUAUCAACUCUGAAACUUUGACAUCAAGCAAUACUUUGAUCCAUGAACCAGAAAUAAGUAACAAUGUUAUCAAUGAUAAUGUCGCUGUGGAAAAUUUAAGCAAUCUCAGUGUUAUGACAGUAGAUGAUUGCCAUGAUGAUACUAUUGUAAUUGAAGAAAGUUGCUCAGAAAAUACUAUGGUGCAUUGUGACAAUGUGUACGAAGAAGUUGUUGCUGAAUCAAUUCCUAGUGCUAUUCUUGAUUGCAAUGUGACAAGCAAUGUGUCUGUUAAUGUGUCUGUUAACAAGGUUAAAAUUGUUCAAAAAAAAUCUGUGAUGACUGAGACUGAGAGAAGUUCAAAAUAUGAUAUAGAUGACUAUAAAAAUAAGCCCAGACAGUUACUGCACUUCACAGGUCUAGAUCAUACAAAAUUCAUGGCAGUAUAUUAUUCACUAGCUCCAGUUAUGCAACAGCUUGAACAGCUUGAAAACAGUAUCAGUACUCGUAAUCAGUUAUUUUUGGUUCUCUGGAAACUUAAAAGAUAUCCCUGUAACAUAGAGUUAGCUGAACAUUUCAAUGUGACAAUUCCUAAUGUUAGUUCCAUAUUCAAUCGUUGGAUUACUGCCAUGUCAAAGUUAUGGUCUGUAAUUGAUCUGUGGCCAAGCCGAGACUUGGUCGACUAUUACAUGCCUCAUACUUUUAAAAAAAAUUUUGCUAAAACUAGAGUAACGUUAGAUGCCACAGAAAUUAGAAUUGAUGCUCCAGUAAAUCCAAAACUAAAACAAGCCACAUUCAGCACAUAUAAAAACGCCAAUACUUUGAAAGUAUUAGUUGGCACUACGCCUGGAGGUCUCAUUUCAUAUUGUUCUGCAGCUUAUGGUGGGUCGACCAGUGACAGACAAAUAGUUGAGCGUAGUGAUUUACAUAAAAAAUGUGAACGUGGAGACUUGAUAAUGGCAGAUAAAGGGAUUUUAGUGCAAGAUUUAUUUGCUCCAUACGGUGUGACAGUAAAUACGCCUACACUGAUGUCAAAAGGAUCUCUUCCACAUAAAACUAUCAUGAAAGAUAGAAAGUUAUCAAGGCAUCGAGUGCAUGUAGAAAGAUUAAUUGGUGUGAUGAAAACAUAUGCAAUACUUGCAAGAAAACUGACACGUUUUGAACUUCCUCUGGCAUCUGAAAUAGUUGGUGUGUGUAUAAUGCUGAGCAACUUUAAAGAUAAUAUAAUGUGA
Messenger RNA from Trichogramma pretiosum, 1455 nucleotides. RefSeq lists its product as uncharacterized. The record is from RefSeq and is a predicted model, not a curated record. The transcript is spliced from 3 exons. NCBI's taxonomy places the organism in Eukaryota, Metazoa, Arthropoda, Insecta, Hymenoptera, Trichogrammatidae. Bases 1 to 1455 code for a protein of 484 amino acids.